GCACCGCGCGAGCCCCCCCCCCCCUGCUGGAGAAGAUGGCGCUGGGCGGCCAGCACACUUUGGCAGAGCUAGAAGUUCUUUGUAAACAGCUCUAUGAAGGGACAGAUUUAGCCCAGCGAAUACAAGCGGAAAAAGUGCUGUUGGAGCUUAUCAACAGUCCUGAAUGUCUCAGCCAGUGCCAGCUUUUAUUGGAGCAAGGAACGACAUCCUAUGCACAACUUUUAGCAGCAACAUGUCUCUCCAAACUGGUGUGCAAAACAACCCCUUUACCAAUACAACAAAGAAUGGACAUCAGGAACUACAUAUUAAACUAUGUGGCAUCUCGACCGAAGCUGGCCCUUUUCGUGAUUCAAGCGCUCGUUCAGGUUAUUGCAAAGAUAACAAAGCUGGGAUGGUUUGAUGUUCAAAAAGACCAGCUCAUCUUUAGAGACAUUAUUACUGAUGUUAAAAAGUUUUUACAGGGAACAGUGGACCAUUGCAUAAUAGGAGUAAUGAUUCUUUCAGAAUUAACUCAGGAAAUGAACUUUAUAGAUUAUUCUAGACCUUCAUCAAAACAUCGUAAAAUAGCUACCUCUUUUCGUGAUACAACUUUAAAAGACAUUUUGAUGCUAGCAUGCUCGCUGCUGAAAGAAAUGUUGGCAAAACCAUUAACACUUCAGGAUCAACAGCAACAAAAUUUAGCAAUGUACCUUUUGAAACUUGUCCUCAAUUGUCUUAACUAUGACUUCAUUGGCAGUUCAGCAGAUGAAUCUGCAGAUGAUCUGUGUACUGUACAGAUUCCAACAAACUGGAGAUCAAUCUUCCUGGAACCAGAGACCUUGGACCUCUUUUUUGAUCUGUAUCAUUCCCUCCCACCGAUGCUGUCCCAAUUAGCACUUUCCUGCUUAGUUCAGUUUGCUUCUACAAGGCGAUCCUUGUUUAGCAAUCCAGAACGUGCUAAGUAUCUUAGUAAUCUGAUCAAAGGAGUAAAAAGAAUACUUGAAAAUCCUCAGGGUUUAUCUGACCCUGGUAACUAUCAUGAAUUCUGUCGAUUUUUGGCUCGGCUGAAAACUAACUAUCAACUGGGGGAAUUGGUUGUUGUAAAAGAUUACCCAGAAGUUAUUAGACUGAUAGCCAAUUUCACCAUCACUAGUUUGCAGCAUUGGGAAUUUGCACCAAACAGUGUUCAUUAUUUGCUAACUCUUUGGCAGAGAAUGGUUGCCUCGGUGCCUUUUGUGAAGUCAUCAGAACCUCAUCUAUUAGAUACAUACGCACCUGAGAUUACAAAGGCAUAUAUUACCUCUAGACUGGAAUCUGUCCCUAUGGUCAUAAGAGAUAGCUUGGAUGAUCCAUUGGAUGAUACAGCUACAGUAUUUCAGCAGCUGGAGCAAUUGUGUACCGUUAGCAGAUGUGAAUAUGAAAAAACAUGUGCUCUUCUUGUACAGCUGUUUGACCAAAAUGCACAAAACUACCAGAAGCUGUUGCAGUCUUGUAGUAGAAAUCCUCUGGCAGUCUCAAUUCAAGAAGGACGCUUAGCCUGGCUUGUGUAUCUUGUUGGGACUGUUGUAGGAGGAAGAUUAACAUACACCAGUACUGAUGAACAUGAUGCUAUGGAUGGGGAAUUGUCCUGUCGAGUCUUCCAGUUAAUUUCUUUGAUGGAUGCCCAGUUACAGCGCUCCAGCAAUGAGAAAGUGGAACUUGCAGUGCUCUGGUUUUUGGAUCAGUUCCGCAAAACAUAUGUAGGAGAUCAGCUGCAGAGGACCUCAAAGGUUUAUGCUCGAAUGUCAGAAGUCUUGGGAAUAACAGAUGACAACCAAGUUCUAGAAACGUUUAUGGCCAAAAUUGUGACAAAUCUUAAAUACUGGGGACGAUGUGAGCCUGUGAUUUCAAGAACUCUUCAGUUUCUAAAUGAUCUUUCAGUUGGUUAUAUUCUUUUGAAAAAGCUUGUGAAAAUAGAUGCUGUGAAAUUCAUGCUACAGAAUCAUACAAGUAAACAUUUUCCUUUCUUGGGUGUCAAUGAUAAUUAUGGUUUGAGUGACCUCAGAUGCAGAACAACAUUUUAUACAGCUCUCACGCGUCUCCUUAUGGUGGAUCUGGGAGAAGAUGAAGAUGAGUUUGAAAACUUCAUGCUUCCUCUGACAGUUUCAUUUGAAACAGUAGCCCAGACAUUUAACAGUAGCUUUAAACAAGAGGAAGCAAAGCGUAUGUUGAUCGGACUGGCAAGAGAUCUUCGAGGGAUUGCCUUUGCUCUGAACACAAAGACCAGCUACACCAUGCUGUUUGACUGGAUAUAUCCAUCAUAUCUUUCAAUAUUUCAAACAGCUAUUGAGUUGUGGUAUCGUGAGCCAGCAUGUACGACACCUAUUUUGAAGCUCAUGGCUGAGAUGAUGCAAAACAGAUCACAGCGUUUAAAUUUUGAUGUGUCAUCUCCUAAUGGGAUUCUACUUUUCCGGGAGGCUAGUAAGAUGAUUUGCACUUAUGGUAACCAGAUCCUGUCCCUUGGGACGCUGUCAAAAGAUCAAGUUUAUCCAAUGAAACUCAAGGGUAUUUCCAUCUGUUACUCUGCACUCAAAUCUGCCUUGUGUGGAAAUUAUGUCAGCUUUGGCGUCUUCAAGUUGUAUGGGGACAACCACUUUGACAAUGUACUUCAGGCCUUUGUCAAAAUGCUGCUCUCAGUUUCCCACAGUGACUUGCUACAAUAUCGAAAACUAAGCCAGUCUUAUUACCCACUGCUGGAAUGCCUCACACAGGACCAUAUGAGUUUCAUUACUAGUUUAGAGCCUCAUGUACUAAUGUAUAUAUUUACUUCAAUAUCUGAAGGACUUACUGCACUAGAUACCAUUGUCUCCUCCAGCUGUUGUGCAAGUUUAGACUACAUUGUCACCUACCUCUUCAAACACAUAGCAAGAGAAGGGAAGAAGCCUCUGAGGUGUAGAGAGAUUUCCCAAGAGGGACAAAGAUUACUGCAUUUCAUGCAACGCAACUCAGAGGUGCUGCAGCAGAUGAUGUCAAUUCUUUUGAACACCAUCAUUUUUGAGGAUUGCAGAAACCAAUGGUCUGUGUCAAGACCCCUCUUGGGACUCAUACUCCUCAACGAGAAAUAUUUUAGUGAAUUAAGGGCAGGUUUGAUAAACAGUCAGCCUCCUGAUAAACAAGAAGUUCUUCAUCAGUACUUCAGAAACCUAAUGGAAGGAGUGGAGCAGAAUCUUCUAGUAAAGAACAGAGAUAGAUUCACCCAGAACAUGUCCGUCUUCCGCAGAGACAUGGCUGAAAUUCUGCGCUGUGAGGGAGUGACAGAAUCAAGCAGUUCGGACAUGAUAAGUUGAUGCUCAACGUGAAUGGAGUUUAAAUAAUAAUGACCAGACUCUGAAAGUUGGGAUGCCACGCUAUAUUGUUAGAUAGGUUUUGACUUCAUAGAAAAUAUUUUUUUAAAUAACUUCUGCCUGUUUGUAUCUCUGGCAUAAAUGUAAGGAUUUGUAACACUGGAAACUGUGUAAAAGGAGACUUGGCAUAAAGAGCCAUUUUGAAUUUUCCUGUCCAGGUUUCUUAUUUCUUUUCUCGGUUACAUGGUGCAGAAAUGGGACUUAACCAAAGAACAAAAUACUAUAUGUAUUUUCUUCAUGAAAUUACAUUUAUUAGAGCUUUCACAUCUACAAUCAAACCAAUAAACAAUUUCAUAGAUUCUUGUUUA
This is a messenger RNA of Anolis sagrei ordinatus, 3670 nucleotides long. It is a transcript of the gene RANBP17, whose product is annotated as RAN binding protein 17. Gene Ontology annotation, biological process: protein export from nucleus. Gene Ontology annotation, molecular function: small GTPase binding; nuclear export signal receptor activity. The record is from RefSeq and is a predicted model, not a curated record. Gene Ontology annotation, cellular component: cytoplasm; nuclear pore. Lineage: Eukaryota; Metazoa; Chordata; Lepidosauria; Squamata; Anolidae.